CGGUGUCGCAACUUUGGAAUGGAAAAUCUAAGCAAUCCGUAGGGUUACUUCUACCUUUACGACGCCUUCCCCUCUACAGUCGAACUCCAAGCGUCAGAGAAAAUAAAACUCGAAAAAAAAUGACGCCCUUUAAAUCGCAUUUGAUAUUGUUCACGAUCACCAUCACGAUUGUACUGGUAUGCAUUGGCUCGAUCUUCAUUCGGUUCGGUUUCCACCAGGAACUGGUGCGGGACAAGACGAACGGCGUACGGAUUGUUAUGGUGCUGAUGUUCCAGUUCCUUGUGGGAGAUCCCAUCAAGUUUUUGAUCGUGGCAUUGGAACGGACGAUUUGGCCGCGCGAACAUUUCGUGCCGCCGAUGGACAAGAGGAGGACCGAGUACGAUAUGGAGGAUUUUCUGGUGCAGAAAUUGGAGAGGCAGCGCCGCAACCUGAUGAUCACCUCGCACUAUCGUCACGAGAAACUGAACGAGAUGUACAAGGAGAUCAGCAGGGAUCUGUGGAUGUUUGGGCGCUACUACAUCUGGCUGAUGCUGGCCAUGCUGGCCACAUGGGAGCCGCGCGUCUACCGCAGCUCGGAGAUGAUCAAGAAGCUGCUGCUGUACAAUCACACGGACUACUAUGGCCUGCACGAGGUGGUGCAUAUCAAUCAGCUGUUCGACUACAUCGAGAUCAAUCUGAUCAACACCUUCGAAACGAACUCCACGCCGGGCACAACCUUCACCAGCCCCCCCUGGGUGCAUGCCGAGCAAUGGGUGAUGCUGGGCGUUAUACGCGUGAGGCAGCUGCGUCGGACUGAGCGCAAGAUUGGCUGGAGGUCGCCGGAGUACACCGACAUGUCGUACCUGCCCGGCUGGCAAACACCCUACAGAGUGGUGCCGUAUGAGGAUCUGCACUGGCGCGUCACGAGGCCCUGGGUGCCCAUGGAAUGGCAUGCGACUGACAGCGUCCUGGUGAACUUCUAUCACAUUGGCGCCUUCGACUUCUAUCCGGAGCUGAAAGGCUACUCUACGCUGUUGUCACGCAGCAGAACGAGCACCAAAAUGGUCCUCGAUUUCCUCACCGAACAGAACUGGCUGACGGGUAACACAUCGGCGAUCUUUAUUGACUUUACCAUGUACAAUGUGGACAUGAAUAUGUUCAGCGUGAUUACGCUGCGACUGGAGCAGCUGCCCUUUGGCAGUGUCGUUCCGCACGUGGAUGUGGAGGGCUGUGUGCUGCUGCGGGACUUCGAUCAUCUGAAAUGGUACGAUCUGAUUGUGUAUAUGAUCUACAUACUGGUGCUGCUGCAGUUCGGCAAGGCGACGGUCAACAAGGUGUGGUACGAUUCGCGCACCCUCAAGAACGUGUGGAACAUAAUGGACCUGCUCAUAUUCGGACUGAAUGCCCUGGUCCUCUGGCUAAUGUUCUUUCGCGCCUCGAUGGUCCGAUCGAUGCUCAAGAAUGUCAGCGUCUUUGGCAACAUGGACUUUGUGGACUUUCGGCGUGGAUCGCGCCUCCAAGGGCUCAUACAUAUCGUAAUUGGAAUACUCAUCUGCCUGACCACGCUGCGACUGUGGCGGAUACUGCAGUUUGCGAAUGUCUUUCAUUUGUUCAAUCAAACGCUGCGCAUGGCCUGGCAGCCGGUUGCCAGCAUGGCCAUGAUGAUACUCAUCUUUCUGUUCGGCUUCUGCAUGAUGAUGGUCAUCAUUAAUGGCAACAAUAGCGUGUACUUUAAUUACUUCUUUCAGAGCGUCAUUACGUGCAUGUGCUUCUCGUUCGGUUUCAGCUCCCACAUCCAUCCCACCGAACUGUUUCACGGCGGCAAGGCCAUCGGAUUGAUACUGUACGCCAUACUGGGCUUCUUCAUUUGCACCGUCCUCAUCAAUGUGUUUGUGGCGAUGAUCAAUAACUACUUUGCCGCUGCCAAGGCGAGACGCGACUCGGAGGAGGUCAAUCAACUCGACUUCUUUCAGUUCCUGCGCGUCGAGUUUCCAGGCCUCUUUGAUUUCUACUGGCACCUGCCCUGCUUUCGGCGGGGAUACAAGCGUAAGGACCGCACCGUCAGCCAGAAUAUUCGCAUCGAGAUGGAGUACAUUGAGCGCAAGAAUAAAUUUCUGCUUCGCCGCAAAAAAAUCAAAAUUGUGGACGAGUCAAAGGCGGAAACCAAUCACCAGAUGCGUGGCGAGCAGCUGCUUCUCGUCGCCGAGCACAUGGAGACCCAAAUGGAGCUGCUCAGUAUGCGGCUAUUCGGCGAUGCACCACAAGUUCGUCAACCAAAAGGGAUAUGGGGUUUAUUUAGUCGUGUAUAAAAAAUAUUAGUUAAAUAAACUUGCCUGCUAUCUGUAUGUUU
Drosophila obscura is the source of this 2329-nucleotide messenger RNA. Its product is annotated as polycystic kidney disease 2-like 2 protein. Gene Ontology annotation, cellular component: membrane. Lineage: Eukaryota; Metazoa; Arthropoda; Insecta; Diptera; Drosophilidae. The transcript has a single exon. The coding region runs from base 120 to 2288 and encodes 722 amino acids. The record is from RefSeq and is a predicted model, not a curated record. Gene Ontology annotation, molecular function: calcium channel activity; calcium ion binding. Gene Ontology annotation, biological process: detection of mechanical stimulus.